UGACGGGGAGGAGGAGAACUGGAGGGAAAGGGGGCGGGCAGCAAUGCACUGCGCAGCAUGCUGCAGCAGGCUCAUCACGGCGGCGGCUGUCAACAACAGAAGCGGCCGACCUCCUCCUGCUCCUUCUCCGCAGCCGGUCGCCAACCGGCGGUGGCAUCACACUCUCGCCCUUCGCUGUGUCGCUGGAGUGCUAUCUCUGAGCCUCUUCAACAACACCCAUUCUUUGGGCCUCGCCCAUGAAAUUCCUGCCAAUUAUGACCACCCAAAGGAACAAGAGACAGAGCUGGAAUGGAUGGUCGCGGAGAAGUGCGAGGAGCAGACUGCGGCGGAGACUGCCCCCGAACUCGCAACCUCCACUGUGUCAAACGAAGAGAUCGUGGAUGAGGCCUGGAGCAUCGUCAAUGACAGCUUCAUAAAUUCCGGAAACAGCAACUGGGACCCCGAGCGGUGGAGGCAAAAGAGAGAAGAGGUUCUCCGCAACCCCAUCCGUUCAAGGUCUAGAGCUCAUGAUAUAAUCAAGAGAAUGCUUGCAAGCGCAGGGGAUCCUUACACUCGGUUCUUGACACCAUCAGAGUUCUCAAGGAUGGCUAAGUAUGAUUUGACUGGAGUUGGAAUAAAUCUUCGAGAAGUUGAUGGUGAAGAUGGUUCCACCAAGUUGAAGGUAUUAGGGAUUGUAUUAGGGGGGCCUGCCCAUACUGCUGGCGUAAGACAGGGUGAUGAGCUCUUGUCUGUCAACGGUGAAAGUGUUGAAGGUAAAACAGCUUUUGUGGCAUCCUCAUUGCUUCAGGGGCCUAAGGAAACAUAUGUGACUGUUGAGGUUAAGCACCCAGAUUGUGGGCAAACGGAAACAAUAAGAAUUCAGAGGCAAGUUACUGCUCGUACUCCAGUACUUUAUCGUGUGGAACCGAUGGAAGAUGGAAAGACAAUAGUUGGUUAUAUACGCCUAAAGGAGUUCAAUGCAUUGGCAAGAAAAGAUCUUAUUAUAGCACUGAAGAAUCUUCAAGAUUCUGGGGCUUCCUAUUUUCUUCUGGAUCUGAGGGACAACCUUGGUGGACUAGUUCAGGCUGGAAUUGAGGUUGCAAAGUUAUUCUUAGAUGAGGGGAACACAGUAAUUUACACUGUUGGAAGGGAUCCACAGGUUCAACAAAGCAUUACUGCUGACAGCACCCCCCUUGUUACUGUGCCAGUCAUGGUUCUUGUAAACAAUCACACUGCUAGUGCAAGUGAAAUUGUGGCUACUGCUCUUCAUGAUAAUUGCAAAGCUGUCCUUGUUGGUGAAAGGACAUUUGGCAAGGGACUAAUUCAAUCGGUGUUUGAACUCCACGAUGGUUCUGGCGUUGUUGUUACUGUUGGGAAGUAUGUGACGCCAAAUCAUGUAGACAUCAAUGGCAAUGGAGUUCAACCAGAUUUCCUCAAGAAACCAGAUUGGAACGAAGUCGCAAAACGUCUGGCAUCCUGCCGACUGCAUAAUAGCUGAUGUCAAGUCUGCAUUGUUCUUUCAGCUCCUGCACUUAUAAAAGACUUCCCUUUUUUAUGUGUUCUCUGCCUGUCUUUCAACGCGUCAUCCAUUGUAACUACUUCCGCAUGUAGCAUCUGAAAUCAGAAUUUUUCUGUGAUUGAUAAAUGUUCAAGCAAUCUAGCUGACUCACUGGAAGCAAGGAACCACUGGGUUUUCAAAACUCUAGCAGAAGAUAUUCGUCGGCAGCCUUGUUGAAGCUGAUAUCUUUAAUCUAAGCAUGUGGUUCCAUCUGUGGCAGUACCAUACCCAUUGCAGACCACAAAUGUGAGGUAUUCACAUUUUCGUUACCCAGCCUGUUCUGCAGGACUACAACUUCUCAAACGUUCCAUCAACAGCGCACAUCCAUUUAUCCUGGUCAAGACAAAGCCAUUAAAGGCAUGCUUAGCAUACUAUGGAAAAGGAGAAAACUGAAUGAAUCAUUUUCAACUCUACGUGAUAAAAUGUCACUGGUUUGUUACAAUAUCGUACUCGUUUCUGUUUUCUGUUACUGUGGACUGCUAAUUGGCAUCACAAGUUGAUAUAAAGUUCUGUGAACCUA
Molecule: messenger RNA, 2057 nt
Organism: Nymphaea colorata (pocket water lily)
Lineage: Eukaryota; Viridiplantae; Streptophyta; Magnoliopsida; Nymphaeales; Nymphaeaceae
Product: carboxyl-terminal-processing peptidase 1, chloroplastic-like
Exons: 14
Coding region: 44-1477 (477 amino acids)
Biological process (GO): proteolysis
Molecular function (GO): protein binding; serine-type peptidase activity; endopeptidase activity
Source: RefSeq, a predicted model, not a curated record